CAGUCAGUGUAUUCUUGUAUCUGACUUGUGAAUGUGGCAACGGCGAGUCAAGGAGGGGUGAACCGGUGUUUGGAUUUUUAUAUUCAAGUAACGAUAGCUAGUUUAUAGUCAUAGCUUGUGCUAUAUAUUUAGAAACAACAACGGAAUCACGAUUUUUGUUUGGACUAUUAUUGUGUAACCCGAAGAGAAUAUGAAAAAUAACAUGGGGCGGUAGGGGAUGUUGAAAUGAUUAUCUGCGAGGAUUCAUAGCACAAGCUAUUUUUUUUUUUCGUUUUCCCCACUUUGGAUUUAUUUUACAUACGGUGGGAAAGCCGGAAAAGCCGCCGGACAGCGGGCGGAGAGGAUGGACCAGGCGAAUAUCCUGAGAAAGUUCAUCCAAGAGGUCUGUGUUAUGCGAGAAGGGGACCAGAAAGGAGAGGAUAACUUCGGCAGUGACUUUAUGAGAUUACGAAGAUUAUCGACCAAAUACAGGACAGAGAAGAUCUACCCCACCAACGUCGGGGAGCAGGAAGAGAAUGUGAAGAAGAACCGCUACAAAGAUAUACUGCCCUUUGACCACACGAGGGUAAAGCUGACUUUAAAAACAACCAAUCAGGAUGCAGAUUACAUCAAUGCCAGCUUCAUCAAGGGAAUGGAUGUUCCAGAGGCCUACAUCGCUACCCAGGGUCCUCUAACCAACACUGUCAUCGACUUCUGGAGAAUGAACUGGGAGUACAGUGUAGCCGUCAUCGUAAUGGCAUGUCGAGAAUUCGAGAUGGGAAGGAAAAAGUGUGAGCGGUACUUUCCCCAGUUUGGUGAUGAGCCCAUGUCCUUUGGCCCGUUCAGAAUAUCCUGUGAAUCAGAACAGCCCAGAACGGACUAUUUCAUCAGGACCCUGACAGUGGAGCAUGAGAACGAGACACGUAGGAUAACCCAAUUCCAUUACAUCAACUGGCCAGACCAUGACGUCCCCUCGUCCUUUGACUCCAUCUUGGAUAUGAUUGGUCUGAUGAGAGAGUAUCAGGAGCAUGACGAUGUACCCAUCUGUAUACACUGCAGUGCUGGCUGUGGGAGGACAGGCGCCAUCUGUGCUAUAGACUACACGUGGAACCUACUAAAGGCUGGGAAGAUUCCAGAAGACUUCAACGUGUUCCGGCUGAUUCAGGAGAUGAGAACACAGAGGCAUUCUGCUGUUCAGACCAAGGAGCAGUAUGAGUUGGUUCACAGAGCCAUCUCUCAGCUCUUUGAGAAACAGCUGCAGCUUCUGGAGAGCCCCACCAACUCAGAGAUCCAUGGUGGCAUGGACGAUGUGCUCAGCCCAGAGAAAACUGGACACCACUCAGACGAGGAGCGAUGUGACACACCGCCCCCCAAACCACCCCGCAUACGCAGUCAGUUGGAAGGGGACGUGAAAGAGGAGAUCCUUCAGCCCCCAGAGCCACGCCCGGUUCCUCCCAUCCUGACCCCGUCUCCCCCUUCUGCCUUCCCCACCGUCACCAAUGUACGGCAGGACAACGACCGCUACCACCCCAAGCCUGUCAUCCACGUCCUGGCCUCUGCACAGCAGCAGCAGCAUCCCCAGAAAGCCCAGAAAGCCCAACAGUCCCCCGACCUGAAGGAGAACUAUAACAAGACUUCAGACAAGACAUGGUUGGACAGUGUCCCCUCAGGAGGCCCCCAGGCCCCCUCUCCCUCCUGCCCAGUGGACGGAGGCGUCCGUCUAGAGAGGAAGCUGAGUAUUGAGAUACAGAAGGUUCCGUUACAGGAGGGUCCUAAGAGCUUCGAUGGUAACAGCAAGCUGCAGAGAUCCCUUGCCUUCAAGGCCCGCUCCAACACCUCCAGUUCCUCUCUUUCUGAGGACUCAGGGGCCGACGGGGGGCCCCCCAACAUAACGCACCAGGGCGCCUUCGGACCCCUCCCCUCCCGCCCCAACCACCUGCCCCUUAAGGAGGGUCAGGCAGGCUGGAUCAGCCCAGAGAAAGCCCCCACACCUCCAGCCCUGGUGGCUGGGUCAGAGAGCACCCCCACCUCUUCCCAGCCCCUCUCCUCCACCCCUGUCAGGACUGCUCUGAGCUUCACCAAUCCUCUGCACUCAGACUUCCCUGAUGUGAAGGGAGAUGGAGGAAUCACUGGAGGAGGGGAGGGUUCCAGACCUUCAUGGUCCUCCAAGGCUACGGCCACGGUUACGGCGGCCCAUGGCGAACACCCGCCCAGGAAGGUGUCGACCAUGUCCAUUGCCGAGCAACGGUCGCCGACGGAAACGGCAUCAAACAGUGACCAGAGUGAAGAUUCCCCUCCCCCUCUACCUGAGAGAACCCCAGAGUCCUUCAUUUUGGCCACAGACCCAUCAGAGUUGAAGGCACCAGGACCAUCAGACUGGAGUAUCUCAGAGGACCAGUCAGGAAAAGGAGCAGGUUUUCCUCAGGAGCAGAGGAGUACACAGGCACAGAUAGCAGAGAGAGAACCGUCAGGAGAGAGGAGUAAGAAGAUUUCAGAUGCAGCAGGAGUGGAAACAUCACCUGCCAACACCACAGUAGCAGACAGCACAGCAGAGAGCAAGGCUUCCUCAGAGAUGGGAUACAGUAACCGCUGCACACAACCCAAAGGCCCCAGGGACCCCCCUACACAGUGGACAUGAUCAUGGCUUCUACCUAGAGCCCCCUUCACUGCCCUCCUACACCCUCCAAAUCCUCCUUGAUCCUCACCUUGUCUCUUACAAGGGCCACUGUGUGUGAAGGAGAUGACUGGGUGCUGUCCCAUCCUUGGACACUGCCACCUUUUCCUAACUAAUAGGGCAGAUGUGAAAUGGCACCCUAUUCCCUAUAUAGUGCUCUGUAUAUUUGGCCAGAGUCUUGUACAUGUAGGUAACAGGGUGCCAUUUGAGACAAAGCCUAAAACACAAUCUGCAAAGCAAUUUAGAUAAUCUACCCAGGAUGCAACGGUACACCUUUCUGCUGUACUUGUGCCAGUUGCCAGGGGAUCUCUGUGUGCUGGUGCUAUUAUGUGUUUCCCAAAUGGAACUCCAUUCCCUAUAUAAGUGCACUACUUUUUACCAGGGACCAUAGAGCUCUGGUCAAAAGUAGUGCACUACUUAGGGAAUAGUGUGUCAAUCUUAUCUCCUUCUUUGCUGGGACCACACAAACCUGCCUUAUUCCCUUUGGGGGCAAAUCCUAACUUCCACUUCAGUUGAAUUUUCACUUGGUCACGAGGAUGUGAAUGGGAGAGAAUUUGUCUUAAGUGCAAGUUAGGAUUUGACUCUUAGUCCGAAACAAUCCAUCACAUUGGAUCCUGAUUCAGCUUUUUGUUUCGUUUUCUAUUCCAGAAAAAUACUUGACUUUCUUAUCUUCUGUACUUUCAGGCUUGUAUUAUGACAUUGCAGGAGACAUGUAUCACCUAGGGACAGAGGACUACUGUUAUAUUAUUUAGUUUCAUUUUCUUUGCUAACUUCUCGAUAGCUAUAUAUGCAUUGUUUUAUAAAUGUACAGGGCAACUAGGUAUAUAAUAUUUAAUGUGCUAUCUCUAAAUAUUCUUAUUAACAGAAGAUGUAACAAGUCUGUCCGUGACACCCCUCCCUCUCCCCAAUGUUCCUCCAACUGUAAAUUAUUUGCCCUCUUGUUCUAGCAAAUAUUGCAGGGUUUUGUUGUAAUAACGUUGAAAGGUUUUGGAUCAGCUGGACCUGGCAUAGCGCCGUCCUCUUGCUGAGAUGACAAACGGGCUCAAGAUUGUGUCAUAAUAAUGCUCUUUUUGUCAAUUCUAUACUAAAGGAUAUUUUUGUAUAUGCCGUUAUUCCUCUCUUCAGUUUCUGCCCUACUACACCAGGGAUAGUCCACUCCAGUCCGGGAGGACUUGAAGACUCCUGGAUUUCUUUCUCUCUCGUUCCUUCUAAUCAGACUAAUUAAAACCUGACAUCACCAGAUGAUUAGACUCUCUGGCCAAUCAGAGACAUGAUUCAAUCAAUCAAUUAACUAAACCAGGAGUACUUUGGCGUUCCAGGCCUGGAGUUGAAUUCCCUUGGACCCUAACUGCUACCACUAGCAUUUGUUUUGGAGCCUGCCUGUGCCUUUUGGAGAGUGCUGCCCCCCCUUCUCCCAUCACGUGUAGCGACGUGCUCAGCCGUGUUGGUUGGUCCACUCCUCUUGGAAAUGGCUUGCAUCCAAAAUGGCACCCUAUUCCCUAUAUAGUCCACUACUUUUGACCAGACCAGACUCGGGUCAAAAGUAGUGCACUAUGUAGGGAAUAGGGCCCUAUGGGGUCUCUGGUCAAAAGUAGUGCACUAUAUAGGGAACAUGGUGCCAUUUUGGGACACCGGCCUCUCUCAGAAACACACCUCCUCCUCCCAGACAACACAGACCUGUUUGUAUGUUGCAGAAAUCAAUGGACCCGUCAGUAAAGACUAAAGACAUCAAGUAGAA
Molecule: messenger RNA, 4391 nt
Organism: Salvelinus fontinalis (brook trout)
Lineage: Eukaryota; Metazoa; Chordata; Actinopteri; Salmoniformes; Salmonidae
Product: tyrosine-protein phosphatase non-receptor type 12-like
Exons: 18
Coding region: 344-2617 (757 amino acids)
Biological process (GO): peptidyl-tyrosine dephosphorylation
Cellular component (GO): nucleus; cytoplasm
Molecular function (GO): non-membrane spanning protein tyrosine phosphatase activity
Source: RefSeq, a predicted model, not a curated record